AUGUUUAAUUCUCAGAUCAACCAAUCUCACUCUUUCCAUAACUUAUUCACACUGCAAAAGCCCUUCCUAGCUAGAGACCUUGACGCCACCCACCAUUCCUCCUCCUCCGCCUACUCCCCCACCACCAUUCUCCUCCUGCCGACAACCACAAAGAAAUUCAAUGCCACACAUAGUCGUAGCACUCGACCUACCUCAGCAGCUGGUAAAAUAAAAGCCAUAAAAAAUCCUUUUCUUGCUAAUAUCACCAAAGUCAGUGGUGUCAUCCACACCAAAUCAACCUACCUCUUCAGUGUAACACCUAGCCGCCUUCUUGACGAUGCUGUCAGUUUCAUAUGGACGUAUGUGUUGCUCGAGUUCGUUUCUAAAGACCUUGAUUCGAAAGGUGAGCCGAAGAGGGUGAAAACGAAAGCACCUUAUGAUACUUUUGGUGGGCAAUACACCUUCGAGUUUGACGUCCCUGAUGAUUUUGGGGAGAUCGGAGCUGUGCUGGUUGAGAAUGACUACCGCAACAAGAUAUAUAUACAGAAAAUUGAACUCUCUGACAAAGUUACUUUCACAUGUAAUUCUUGGGUUCAUUCAAGUCAUGAUAACCCCCAGAGGAGGAUCUUCUUCGCCGACAAGUGUUACCUGCCGUCGGAAACGCCAGAAGCCCUCAAGUCGCUGAGAAAGAAAGAUUUGGAGUUCAUUCGAGGCACUGGUCAAGGAGAGCGUAAAGCUUUCGAGAGGAUUUACGAUUACGAUGUAUACAACGACCUUGGGGAUCCCGACAAUAAGAGCUCCGAUCUAGCACGGCCGGUGCUCGGUGGCAAGAAAUUUCCUUACCCUAGGCGCUGCCGUACUGGUCGGAAAAUGUCUUCCACAGAUCCGUUGACGGAGACAAGAUCUUCAGACCCGUUUUAUGUACCAAUCGAUGAAGAUUUUUCAGAGAUAAAGUCGGUAUCAUUUGGAGCGAGGACAUUGUAUAAUUUGCUCCUUUCUGUUAUACCCCGCAUAGGCACGGCUUUGACAGGAAAAGACGAAGACUUUCUUUUAUUCGAGGACAUAGACGAGCUUUUCGACGAAGGAGUUCUUAUUAAUGGUAGUGAUAAAGAAGUUGCAAGUGUUUUGCCUAGACUUAUUCAUGAGGUUGCUGAUGCCGCAGAUGACCUUAUCAAGUUUGAUCCACCUGAAACCGUCCGCAGGGACACGUUCUUUUGGCUCCGUGAUGAUGAAUUCAGUCGACAAAUGCUUGCUGGUCUUAAUCCAUGUAGCCUACAGUUGGUUACGGAAUGGCCAUUGAUAAGUAAAUUAGACCCAAAAGUCUAUGGGCCACCUGAAUCAGCAAUCACCAAGGAGAUUGUAGAGCGAGAAAUUAAAGGUUUCAUGACAUUUGAUGAGGCUUUGGCACAAAAGAAACUGUUCAUGUUGGAUUACCAUGAUCUGCUAUUGCCCUACGUAAGCAAAACAAGAGAUCUUGAAGGGGUAACUCUAUAUGGUUCAAGGACUUUAAUGUUCCUUACUCCUGCUGGAACGUUGACCCCAGUUGCCAUAGAGUUGACUCGUCCAUCAUCAGAAUGGCAACCACAGUGGAAGCAUGUCUACACACCUUCUUUGGGUGCAACCGGUUCAUGGCUCUGGAAGCUAGCCAAGGCUCAUGUCCUUUCUCAUGAUUCUGGUGUUCACCAGCUUGUUAGUCAUUGGCUAAGAACUCAUUGUGCCAUUGAGCCUUACAUAAUUGCCACCCAUCGUAAUCUUAGCCAAAUACAUCCUAUUGCACGACUACUCCACCCUCAUUUUCGGUACACCCUGAAAAUCAACGCCCUAGCUCGACAAUCUCUCAUUAAUGCCGGUGGUAUUAUAGAGUCAACAUUCUCUCCUGGAAAAUAUUGUAUGCAACUUUGCUCUGACGCCUACGAUCUGUUGUGGCGUUUUGAUCAUGAGGCACUCCCAGCUGACCUGAUUAGCAGGGGAAUGGCUGUUGAAGAUGAAACUGCACCACAUGGUUUGAAGCUAACAAUCGAGGACUAUCCAUAUGCAAACGACGGUCUAAUCCUUUGGGAUGCCAUCAAGCAGUGGGUUACAUCUUUUGUCAACAACUACUACCCAAAAGCAAGCCUCGUAGAAUCUGAUGAAGAGCUUCAAGCAUGGUGGAAUGAAAUUCGAACAGUUGGACAUGGAGACAAGAAGGACGAAUCAUGGUGGCCACAACUCAAAACCCAAGAUGAUUUGAUUGGAAUCGUAUCAACGAUCAUAUGGGUGGCUUCCGGCCACCAUUCAGCUGUGAACUUCGGACAAUAUGAUUUUGCUGGUUAUUUCCCAAACCGACCAACCAUCGCCAGAACCAAAAUGCCUAACGAUGACCCAACAGAUAAAGAGUGGCAGAUAUUCUUAAAUCGACCUGAGGAUGCGUUGUUGAAAUGCUUCCCUUCCAAAAAGCAAGCAACCAUAGUCAUGGCGAUUCUAGAUGUUUUAUCAACUCAUUCCACUGAUGAGGAGUAUAUUGGUAAAACUGUAGAAGGGCCAUUUGAGGCAGAGCCAGCUAUAAAGAAAGCAUAUGAAGAGUUUCGUGCAAGAAUUAAUGAAAUGGAAGUCAUCAUAGAUUCAAGGAAUGCCGAUCACAAUUUAAGGAACCGAAGUGGUGCAGGGUUAGUUCCAUACCAGCUUCUCAAGCCUUUUUCUGAAGCUGGUGUUACCGGAAAAGGUGUUCCAAACAGCGUCUCCAUCUAGUUCAGUCGUUUCCAGCUGCAAUAAAGCCUUUCAAGAUCAAUAUAUGGUCUGAUGCUACAUUAAUAAGAUCACUAAGUAGGUUGUUGUGUUUUUUUGGUGUGUCGUUAACAACAUAUGGUGUUGUUAAGUAUUGUUGUUACCAACACUAGUAGUUGGAAAUUACGUAAUGUGAAAUAAAAGAAU
Molecule: messenger RNA, 2889 nt
Organism: Lactuca virosa
Lineage: Eukaryota; Viridiplantae; Streptophyta; Magnoliopsida; Asterales; Asteraceae
Source: the annotation of a GenBank genome assembly